AGCGGAAGUUAGACCAGAACGCACAGUUACCAUGGCAAUGAGGCGCGCUCGAAGGGCGGUGGCAGCCACGCAGAGAGACCUGGGAGGAGACAGAGGCAGGGCUUGCGACGGAAGUGGCCUCUCUGCUUCUGCAGGGCUAGGGAAGAUGCUGCGUCCGGCGUUAUCGUGGCUGUGCUUUGGCCUCUGCAGCCUCCUGGUCGGGGAUGCAGAGGCCCCGAGCCCCGUGGAUCCGCUGGAGCGGAGCCGACCGUACGCGGUGCUGCGCGGGCAGAACCUGGUGUUGAUGGGAACCAUUUUCAGCAUCCUGCUGGUGACUGUCAUCCUCAUGGCAUUUUGUGUCUACAAGCCCAUUCGGCGUCGGUGACAGCCAGACAAGUUCUUCAAUGAGUAUUUGGGAAUAGGAUAAGUUGUGUUGCACACGGGCCAGUGGAGAAGUUGGAAUCAAAACUUUACUACUUGGAAAUGACCUUUGGUCUGGACAGUUGGUAAACGCUAAAUGAAUUAGAAGAAAACAUCUACUAGAAAUUAUUUUUUCCUAACACUGUAGUGCAAAUAAUUGGCCCCUGAAUCUGCUUCUCAGUGUUUCUGACUGUACUUGUUAAAAGACCUGGAAGCUCCAAAGGUCAGUGUAAAGAUGGAGUGUUCAUGAGAAAGAAAACAUUCACCUUGUGAGUGCCUGUAAGAACCACACUGGAAAGAACUCAUCAUUAAUGCUUGAAAAUGUUAAUAGAGGGAGACUUACCAUGUAGACAUUCCCUAUUUAAGAACCAUUUGGUUACAGUGGGUUAAGAAUCACAGAUUUUUUUUUUUUUUUUUUUUUUUUUAAUCUCACCUGAGUUGGCCUAGAAUGCGCUGGUUGCAAAGUGGUGUCAGCUGUGGGGAACUUGGGCCCUCAUUCCUUACCUGCAUCCGGCCCUGCACUCAGGUGCUCCCCCUGAAGCCAGGGUCACAUCAGGUAGACCUGUUACUACAUGCACCUUUGGCCUGGAAGGCUCUGGGGUUGGACUGGAAAUGUUACUAGGUUGGCCUCUCACAAAAAAGGACCCCAUCCUGCUUAAACACAUUGAUCUCUGUUGCCCUGCAUUUGAGUCUUUGUAGCCCACGGUCUGAAACUUGAGGUAGCUUUCCAGAUUUGGAAUGUAAAAGGCUCAGCAGGCACUCUGUUCAUCCCUGGGUGGGGAGGGCCCAGCCAGAAGUGCAUGUCCACUGUACCGGCCAGUGUGGGUUUACACAAAUUUCAUCUCCUCUUUGAAAAUGCUGCUAUUAGUUUGCACUGUUGGUGAACUGGAUUUUUUCCUCCUAUUGAAAUAAUACUUUCAUACUUAUAAAGCGGUCGUCAAUAUUUAUUUCAAGGUGCUAGAUUUAAUUUUGUUAUUAAGUUGAAAUGCUUAUCUUGUGUUCAAGCACAGCACUGAUUUUAACAACCUGCAUUUAAUGUGAAAUAACUGAAGCAGGAUACUGUAACUGUUUAACUUAAGGAUUUUGUUUGUAAUCUUGUAACACUGAGCCAUUGAAAUGUUCACUGUUCUGUGCUUUUGAGCAAAAUGUCAAUUAAAAUUAAAGUAAAAUCCUA
This is a messenger RNA of Rhinopithecus roxellana (golden snub-nosed monkey), 1573 nucleotides long. RefSeq lists its product as uncharacterized. NCBI's taxonomy places the organism in Eukaryota, Metazoa, Chordata, Mammalia, Primates, Cercopithecidae. The record is from RefSeq and is a predicted model, not a curated record. Bases 32 to 364 code for a protein of 110 amino acids. The transcript has 2 exons.